Strongyloides ratti is the source of this 1878-nucleotide messenger RNA. RefSeq names its product FERM domain and Pleckstrin homology-like domain and FERM/acyl-CoA-binding protein, 3-helical bundle domain and FERM, N-terminal domain and FERM, C-terminal PH-like domain and FERM central domain and Band 4.1 domain and Band 4.1 family-containing protein. Lineage: Eukaryota; Metazoa; Nematoda; Chromadorea; Rhabditida; Strongyloididae. The transcript is spliced from 3 exons. Bases 1 to 1878 code for a protein of 625 amino acids. Gene Ontology annotation, cellular component: cytoskeleton; plasma membrane. The record is from RefSeq and is a predicted model, not a curated record.
AUGAAAGAGAAAAAUUCAACAAAUCAAGGUGAAGAAUUUUAUAAUACAUCUGGUGAAGUAAUACUUCAUUCUAACACUCAACCAGGUGUCAAGGAGAAAGAUCUUCAUUCUGCUAUAGUUCAUUUUCUUGAUGGAACAAAAUCAACAUAUUUUUUACAUAAAAAUUCAGAAGGAAUUGUUUUACUUGAUUUAGUUUCAAAAAGUUUAAAUUUAAUUGAAAGAGACUACUUUGCUCUUAGUUAUCUUGAUAAUGGAAUAAAAUAUUGGAUAUAUAAUGAUAAGAAAAUUAGUAAAAAAGUAAAAGGAGAAUGGGAAUUUAAAUUUGAAGUUAAAUUUUUCCCUCCAGAUCCAGAUAUGUUAAAUGAUGAUGUUGCAAGAUAUCUUUUAUUUUUACAAAUACGUGAAGAUGUCUACAAAGGAUCUAUUCCUUUAUCUAUGCCUUUCGCAGCUUCUUUGGCUGGUUUUGUUAUGCAAUCAUUACAUGGCGAUUUUGUUGAUUCUCCUAAUUAUGGAGAAAAAAUUGAUAAAGCACUCAUUUUACCUAAUACAAUUACAUCAGAAUUUGUUGAUAAAGUUAAGGAAGCUCAUCAACAACAAAAAGGAUUAACACCAUCAGACAUGGAACGAUGUUAUUUAGAAUUAGCUAAACAAUUAAGUUUAUAUGGUGUUGUUAUGUUUCCAUUAAAAGAAUUAAAAGACAAACCAACUCAUGUUGGUGUUUCUGCUUCAUCAGUUAACAUUUAUAGAAAUCAAGUUAGGGAACAUCGUUUUAUUUGGCAAGAUAUUAUAAAAGUUGCAUAUAGAAGAAAUAAUUUUGAAGUAAAAGUUAAACCAGGUGUAUUGAAAGAAAAAAAAGAAGCUCUUUGGCAUGGUAAGACAGAUGAUUAUAAAAGUGCUAAAAGAAUAUGGAAAUGUUGUGUGGAAUAUCAUACAUUUUUCAGGCUUAUUCAAGCUGAAGACGAUAAAAAAGGUUUCUUCAAAUUUGGUUCUAAACGUUUUAGUUACAAAGGAAGGACACAAUUUCAAAGUAAAAUUAAUGCUUCAAUUCAUAAUAAUGGUGAUGAAGUACAAUCAAAAGAUAGUCAACAUUUAAAUGAUGCAUCAACAUUGUCAGAAGUUAAUACAAGUGAAUUUAUAAAUAGUCCUGGUAAAAGUUAUACAAUUAGUGAAACAACUCCUAAGAAAAAAACAAGAAAAUCUUCAACAUCUACUUCCUCUUCUGAUUCAGAUGAUGCUGUUAUUGUUGACAAGCGCCAUAUUAAUUCUCCAUCAAAAAUUCCUAAUAAUAUUUCAUGUUAUGAAGAAAAAGAAUAUCCUUUAGAAAAGAAAAAUGAUUUACCAUUUAUACCUGUAGAAAAGGUAAAUGAUUCUUUAAAUGAUGAAAGGACUACUAAACAUUCAAGUAAUUGUAAUAAUACAAUUCCUGUUGUUGAGAUUACUGAAAAUCAGUCUACUAAUAAAUUUGUACCAACAACUCAUGUCUCAACAUGGAAAGAAGUUGAAGAUGGUCCAGAAACUGUUACUGAGGAUUACGAUGAAGAUGGUAAUAAAAUAAUGACGAUAACUAAAAGGCAACAUGUCAAAACAGUUGUACAGAAAGAAAUUUAUAAAACUGUUGAAGUUCCAUUAAAUCAAUUGGAUGAAUACAUUGAACAACAACAUAAAGAAAAUGUUGAAAAUAUUGAUAAUGAAAUUCUUUCUAAUCAAAGUUAUACUGUAGGUAAUUGUACAGUUGACACUAUAAAGUACAAAGGAAAUCGUGAUGGUGUAUAUGGAACUCAUACUCUUCAUAAAAUUUUCUAUAAAAAUGACAGUACUAUUGAUCAUGAUGAUCUUCUUGAUAGUGCUAUACUUCAAACGACAGAGAAAAGAAAAUAA